UAACGUUUGAAGGCAGGGGAGUUGAUACCACUACUAAAUGAUCUAAAUGCAGUGCUGUUUCUUCUUAGCCUACUGAUCUAAAGUGUUUUAAGUAAAAAACUCUUUACAGCUUAAAGCAGGGGUUUUCAAACUAUUCUUUGUCUACAACUCUGCAUAGCCUCAUGGAACGCGCUGAUGAUGUGUGAUGUCUGCACGAGCAGGGUGCGUGGAGGUCUACUGGACAUUUUAUUAUGAAGCCACUGUGUACUGUGAACUUUACAUGCGUCACACCUGGCAGACCUGUUUUUGUGCAAACCAAACAUUCCAAACACGGAACCAGGAAACUACUUAUUCUCUCAUGUUCUGGAAAAUGAAACUUACUCGUCAUUCCGCAGUUGCAUGCUUGUGUCUGUCUGUGAGCGCAUGCAGUAAAAUGGCAGAAUCCAGUAUUUCAGUGGCUCAAGGCCAGUUCAACUGUUCAGUCUGUCUAGAUCUACUGAAGGAUCCAGUGACCAUUCCCUGUGGACACAGUUACUGUAUGAACUGUAUUACAGACUGCUGGGAUCAGGAUGAUCAGAAGGGAGUCUACAGCUGUCCUCAGUGCAGACAGACCUUCACUCCAAGACCUGUUUUAGGUAAAAACACCAUGCUGGCUGAAGUGGUGGAAAAUCUAAGGAAGAGAAAACUCCAAACCUCUCAACUUGAUCACUGUUAUGGUGAACCUGGAGAUGUGGAGUGUGACAUCUGUACUGGGGACAAAAACAAAGCCAUCAAGUCCUGUCUGGUGUGUCUGGAAUCUUACUGUCAGACUCAUUUUGAACGUCAUGAAGAAUUUCACUCAAGAAAGCGACACAAAGUGACUGAUGCCAUUGGGCAACUGCAGGAGAUGAUCUGCCCUCUACAUGACAGAUUGCUGGAAAUGUACUGUCGUACUGACCAGAUCUGCGUAUGCAUGCUGUGUAUGGUGGAUGAACACAAAACCCAUGACACCGUAACUCCUGUUGAAGAGAGGACUAAGAAACAGAAAUGCUUGGAAGAGACCCAAAGUAAAUUCCAGCAGAUAAUCGAGGAGAAACAGAAGGAGCUUGAGGAUCUGAGAGUGGCUGUGGAGUCUCACAAGCGCUCUGCACAGGCAGCAGUGGAGGACAGUGAGAGGAUCUUUACUGAGCUGAUCCGCUCCAUUGAGAGAAGCCGCUCUGAGGUGACACAGCUGAUCAGGGAUCAGGAAAAGGAUGCAGUGAGUCAAGCUGAAAGACGGGUGGAGCAACUGGAGCAGGAGAUUGAUGAUCUGAAGAGGAGAGAUGCUGAGCUAGAGAAGUUUUUACACAAAAGUCACAUCCAUUUCCUCCAGAGUUUCCAGUCUCUUUCUGUCCCUCUUGGAUCUACAGACUCACCCAGCAUCAGUUCUUGUCUCUCUUUUGAUGAUUUAAGAACUUUUGUCUCUCAAUUCAAAGAGAAACUGCAGCAUGUUUUUAAAGAAGAGGAAGAAAAAUUAUUUAAAAGAGUGAGACACAUUGAGAUGAUUCCCACCCCUGAAUAUGAGAGCAGGGAUAAGUUUCUACAACAUUACCAGUGGUUCAAUCUGGAUUCAGACACAGCACAUCAAUACCUCAGGCUAAGGUGGAAUAGAAUAGUUACUAACAUGAAUGAAGUCCAGUUUGAUCGUAGUAAUCCAGAAAGAUUUGAACAUUGGUAUCAGGUGUUGUGUAGAGAGAGUGCGUGUGGACGCUGUUACUGGGAGGUUGAGUGGAGUGGUUUUGUGGGUAUAUCAGUGUCAUAUAAGACCAUCAGAAGGAUGGGACGGAAUCCUAGGGGUGAAUUUGGAUUUGGUAAUCAGUCUUGGCGGUUGUCCUGCUCUGACUCCAGUUGUUCAUUCUGGCACAAUAGCCAAUGCACUUCACUCCCUGUAGUCUCCAGCUCCUGUAGAAUAGGAGUGUAUGUGGAUCACAGUGCAGGAACUCUGUCCUUCUACAGCGUCUCUGACACAAUGACCCUCAUUCACAGAGUCCACACCACAUUCACUCAACCUCUCUAUCCUGGGUUUUGGGUUCACUAUGAUUCAAAAGUACAAUUGUGUAGUCCAGCAACGCAAUAGAUUACAGACCUUCUACACAUUAUCUUUUCCACUAUCAGGUUGAAUGGAUCUGAAUAUGGUGACAAACAAUCCCUAUUGCAUUUCCACUUAAGCACAGUUCAGCACAGUAUGAUUACAAACCGGUCUGGAUUUCUGGGCACAGUGAGGUAAUUGUGCUCCACUGUGUUGUUGGAACGGCUGUUGUGAUGUGAUGGUGGUUGUCUAGUAACCUACAUUGUUUUUCUUCUUCUUCUUCUUCUUUUUUUUUUUUUUUUGUCAGAGAGAUACAUUUCUUAAACUCAUUAAAACUCAUAUCCAUAUAUAAUUUGUAAAAUGUUAUGUCAGUAAAAGACAUUUGUUGCUAGUCUUGGAAUUUUUAUCUUUAUUAUCCUCCAUGCCACGCUUGCUUCAGUGUUUACCAGAGUAUCAGCUGUCGCCAACUCUUAUGAAACCAAGAUUCUGCAAGGGGUUCACAAACUUUCAAGCAGCACUGUAUAAACACCAAGUCAGUGAUAAUGCUGAUUUAACUUAUGAAUUUAAGUACUAAUCACAAUAAUCUGCUUUUAUAUGCAUUGGUUGAAAAUAAAUAAUGAAUCUUGUUUUUUCUUUCUCCUUUGUUCAUAUGCAAUGUUUCUUUUCAAUAAAAUUUUUUGAAACAGUA
Ctenopharyngodon idella (grass carp) is the source of this 2714-nucleotide messenger RNA. RefSeq names its product tripartite motif-containing protein 16-like. The record is from RefSeq and is a predicted model, not a curated record. NCBI's taxonomy places the organism in Eukaryota, Metazoa, Chordata, Actinopteri, Cypriniformes, Xenocyprididae. Gene Ontology annotation, molecular function: zinc ion binding; protein binding. The coding region runs from base 185 to 2074 and encodes 629 amino acids. The transcript has 8 exons.